Messenger RNA from Mesocestoides corti, 2574 nucleotides. The record is from the annotation of a GenBank genome assembly. NCBI's taxonomy places the organism in Eukaryota, Metazoa, Platyhelminthes, Cestoda, Cyclophyllidea, Mesocestoididae.
AUGAGCGGGCUGCUGCUUGACCGACUUAAGGUCUGGGAUCUUGGCUCUGGGCCCGAGGAGUACGCCGCCAUGACGCUGCACUUUUUGCUUAUCUGGGCAUCUCGCGGAAACUUUGCAACUAACGGUUCAGCUCCUCAGGCCUGUGCGCGACUCCACGACGCCAUUUGCGUCUUCAGUCCUGACGUCAAUGUUGAUCGCAUCGUAUUCCUCACCUUCCGAAUUGGCUCCUUGAUUCAGGAGUCUUUUGUGGAACCUACUAGUUCAGCCAGUGAGGAGACAGCGCCGCAGCAUACUCGCGAACAAAGCCAUCCGGUCGUUAAGUUUGAAGCCUAUCCCGAAGAUGCCGAGGUUCCAGAAAACGCAAACAUCCACAACGCGGAAUCCUACCUUUUCCAUGCUUCGCUGCUCAAGUCAUUGUUGGACAAAUAUUAUUGUGAGCUGCAAAUCGGACAAUUGGCUCCCCACCUCCCCCUCAAAUCUGCCAACUUUAUCGCCGAGUUUCGAGUGUACUUUGUGGAACAUGCCGAUGAGUGGCGAGUUUUCCUAAGCAGGUUUCAAGGCGCUAUGGAGGACUACACGCGCGACUACAUAGUCAACCCAUUUACGGAGCAAAGUCUGUUACGUGCUUUGGCCAAUGAGUGCCUCAUUAAGGCACGCCGUGAGCGUUCUCAGCACAUCCUUGCUGCUACGCAACGCCUUGCCGAGCAUCACCCAAAUUUCGUCCCUCUUGGUCAACCAGCCCGUGUGUUAAAUGAAAGUGACCGGAGUAUCCCAAACAGUCGGACGGGUUUGAAUCUGGCGAGCACACAGCUUGUCACCACCAAUUCCUCCGGAGGCUCGCGAACGCAACUCCCAACCCCCCAAGUCCGUCGUGGCUCCCUCGCCUCCCGCUCGUUGGCUUCGUCAGCUCAAUUGUUUUUCCAACUUGAGGAGAAUGUGCGGAAUCGAAAAUCCCAGACUGGGAUCUGCGAUGCUUUCGACCCGCAAAAAAUGGAGAAACAGGCGCUGGCGCUGGCCAGUAUUAGGCGCAAACGGUGGCUAAAUUUGCGCUUCGAAUUCGUGCGGGCAUCACCUACAGCCCUGUGGUUUUCACCGUUCCCAGUGGAACUGCACUGGCGCUUAUCAGAUCUCGAAACGGCGCUUCGGGUACGGGGCAAAUUGGAGCCCGACCCCUGGUUCUCAACUCACGCCGGAGCGAGUGAUGAACGCGACGGCUUUGUACGUCAGAUUUCUAGACUGGAAGACGGUGGAAAUAUACUCCGCAAAUUGAGUUGUGCCACCGGCGAUCAGCAACUCUGUCACCUCCUUCAACAGGCGAAAACUGUGCUUGGAGAAGGGAAGACGGAUGCGGACACCCUUGCCGCUGGAGACGUUCCAGAUGCCUCCGUGGUGAAAUGCCUUCAUCAGAGCCUUUCUAAAAGCUGUGAACUGCUUGCGCUGUCGAUGGAUGGAACUGAGGUCCUUCGACAGAGAAUACGCAAGGGAUCGUUAGUUGGCUACAUGGAUGUCAAUGGAGAUUUUGUAGCGGAUGAGGAUUGGAAGAAUAUCAAACAGGACGGCUCGGACAAAUCUUUUGAUGAGAAUAAAUCAAGUUCUACCAUGGACUUAUCGAAGUCCUCAAAAGGCACUGAACAGUUGGUAUUCGUGGAGACAGGAGAGUGCAGGGUGCUUGAGAAGACUUCUGAGUCCGGGCCUUCGGAGGCCGCUGAAAGCGAGGAAGCAGAAAAGACGGACGAGGCAGGAGAAGAGGAGGAGGAGGAGGAGGGGCCAACGGUGCUCCCUGCGCCUCGCUUCUUUGAAGAACCCUCGCCACUUAAAGGCGAGGAACUGCGUGCGCCUUGUCAGCUCGUCUCCUACCUGCGAAUCGUAGCUGGCUGGUUAGCUGUCACGCCAAAUUCGAUUCACUUUCUGCAAAAUCAUGCUGAGGAAAUCAUCUGUGAUAUUGACUUUUCCAGUAGCGACCAGCUCAGAGCAAGUGAAGCGACAAGAGACUUCUCGAUUGUGCUAAACAUGGGCGACAUUCGAGAAGUCCAUCUGUGCCGCUACAAUUUACAACGUUCAGCGAUCGAAAUAUUCCUUGUUGACCACCAGAGCUACUUUUUCAAUUUCCCAGCUGACCAUCGAAACAAGGUGUACACCUGCAUCAUGAGUCAUCGGAUGCCACAGCUGAUCUACCGAAAGGGCCGUAGCCCAGCAGAGGUGUUCAAAUUCUCCCGAUUAAUGGAGCUUUGGGCCAACCGCGAAAUAUCAAACUUUGAGUAUCUGAUGCGUCUCAACACCAUCGCUGGUCGAACCAACAAUGAUCUAAGCCAGUACCCAGUGGUGAGUCAAUUUUCUGUCAGUAGCUCCUCUCUAUGUUUUGUUGAAUUCAAUGCCUUCCGAAUCAUUAUCGACAUAGUUUACGGUAGCUUCGAGUCCGCUCUAAUCAUGGUGUGCUUUGAGGCUUGGGAAGGGAAGCAAGAGGGGGUAGGCCGAAACCCAAAGUAUGGGGUGGAAACCAGGCUUCAAUCACGUGACUCAAACCUCCAAACUUCCCUCGGACCUGCUAAGCACCUCACGGUUAAUGCUUGUUAG